This is a messenger RNA of Hippocampus zosterae (dwarf seahorse), 2459 nucleotides long. RefSeq names its product UFM1-specific peptidase 1 (non-functional) (gene ufsp1). The transcript has 2 exons. Lineage: Eukaryota; Metazoa; Chordata; Actinopteri; Syngnathiformes; Syngnathidae. The record is from RefSeq and is a predicted model, not a curated record. The coding region runs from base 1091 to 1756 and encodes 221 amino acids.
UUUGAUUCUUCGACUUGGCUUUCAUCACAUCGGUGCCGACAGCAAAAAAAAAUAAUAAUUUGUCUAAUCAUAGUCUUAAUGCUCAGUGAACAAAAAAUGGGGUGUUUUUUAUUCCAGUUUGAAAAAUAUACUUGUCUUAACCUGAUAUCAUGUCAUUAUCCAUUUAUUUGUUCAAUAGUUUUUACGGGAAACCCACCAGCUGACAUUGAUCCGGUAUGUUGUAAUUUUGCAACAACAAUGAUGUAAUUAGAGGCGCCUGAGUAGUGUUCCAAAACAUCCUUGGCAUCCAUGCGACAGACAAAUUAGAGAAGCUGCACUUCCUAGUGGUGGAAGUUUGUCAGAUGUCGCACGUUUUCCUUUCUCAAGUUUUCUUAUAAACACGCGAGCCGUGGCCUGUAUUCGUCACUUCUCUGGAGUGGCUAUUGACAAAGUAUGGCGCUGAGGUCCAACUCCUGUUUACACAUUAUGACAAAAUUCCGAUCUCCAUGGUUGGCCCGCAGCACCAAACAACAAACAAAACACAGCUUAAUGUCCAAGCGGAAGGCAAUCAUGACACUGAUUGACUUGCAUCCUUGUUAUGACCAAUUCAAAACAGCCCUGUGUCACAAAAUAACAACAAAAAUGUACUUUUUACUUAUUAUUUGUAUAAAUUACUGCUUGAUACGUAAUACGUCAACUGUGAAUGCAUCAUCUCAGUCACGUUUACACAGCGUGAAGUAAAUCCUAACAGCUAAGUAGCACCACAGAUUGAUUUCAUUCUUUCUGGGAGUUGAAUGCCAACAGGCCGUUUUACAGUUUACUAUUCGGAUUACACCAUUUAAUGCUCAGUUUUAUUUUUCAUCCAGAAAGACUUUCGAAAAUCAGAGUGGCGUUAAGACAGUGCCAUGUGGGGUGCCCAUUUCGUGGUGGCAGCUCUCCUCUCCAAACAGGACAUAAGUAGAUGCAGUAAAAUGAAUAAAAACACAUGAUUGUAAUAUUUAACAGUAUAAACUCUGCUCUUAAUUUGUGUCAUAAUAUAAAAGUAGACUUUUCAUGCUCUCAUCUUUCAGGAAACAAUGCGGCAGGUGGUCCAUGAGUCAGUUCCUCAUGCAUGAACCCAUGCAUGGUAAUGAACUCAGGUGCAGAGGGGCCUCUGCACUGGCCUCUAGAUCCUCUGCAAACGAGCCUCGUCAAAGGGGACUACCACUACUACCAUUACGGCUGCGAUGGACAAGAUGACAGAGGCUGGGGGUGUGGAUACCGCACCAUACAGACUAUGGCUUCCUGGCUGGGAUAUAAUGUGAAACCUCGAAUCGAAAACAAACCUCCACCGAGCAUUCCAGAGAUCCAACAAGCCUUAGUGUCCAUGAUGGACAAACCGAGCUCAUUUCUGGGUUCUAAUGAGUGGAUUGGGACAUUUGAAGCCUCUCUGGUGCUCUCUUAUUUUUAUGAUGUUCCCUGUAAGUUGCUGCAUAUCAGAAGUGGAGGAGAGUUGGAGCAGAACGCCGUAGAAGAGCUGCAUCAGCACUUUGGGAAACGCGGAUGUCCUGUCAUGAUGGGUGGGGAAAGGGACAACUCGUCAAAAGGGGUUUUCGGGGUGUGCACCGGGGCCGCUGGGAGCUACCUGCUAAUCGUGGACCCCCACUACUAUGGAGGUCAGUUGGAGAGCGGAGAGGCACAAAGGCGAGGCUGGGCAUCGUGGAAAAGAUUGGCGUCUUUCAAUCAGUCUUCUUUUUAUAAUCUGUGUUUACCUCAGACUGACAGAAACCACACCUGAACUCGUAAAAUGGACAUUGUGUGCUGCUCGUGAUCAAUGAAGUAAACGUAUGUUAUCAAAGUUUUGUUUAGCUCAUUUGUUUCUUUCAAACUUAGGGUACUAAAAAUCCAAAAUUGACAUUGAGAAAAGUGUCACAAUCUACAUUGAAUCCCAAAAUAAACGCAAGAGUUGUUUUUCAAACAACUGUUUGUUUUUACUUAAUUCGGUUAUCCAGUCUGUGCAAAAUAGCUUUUUACGAAGCAUAUAGUUAAAUUAGUUGCUACAGGACGAACCUUUUCAGUAAAGGCUGGUAAAUCUAGUAGCAAAAGUGCUGAAUGGGCCUCUUUGAUUUUUUUUCACGGCAGAUUUCGCAAUAUAUUCUGCAAAUCGUACGGUAGUUGCCUAUAUGUGCGAUCUCUGAAGCAGAAGUUUUAUUGACUCAUUUGUACUGAACUUCAUUCCGUGGUUGUUCAACAGUCCCCUCUGUUGAACAAAAACCGCUACUACAGGACUAGGAUGAUCUGAAGUUUCGUGGUUUAGUACUGUAUUAAAGUUUCACGCUUUAACAUGCCAUGUUAUCACGUUCAAACAUGACAAGUUUGAGUUUGACUUCCGCGUAUGGCAAAACCAAAGGUAUUAUUUCCGGUACAGGUCGUUGGCGGUGUUCUUUUUGUGAAUGAUGUGGAUUUAAGACAUUUUGAUGCCAAUUAAAGUUUUAAUUUUA